This is a messenger RNA of Fonsecaea erecta, 969 nucleotides long. RefSeq names its product cytochrome c1, heme protein, mitochondrial. NCBI's taxonomy places the organism in Eukaryota, Fungi, Ascomycota, Eurotiomycetes, Chaetothyriales, Herpotrichiellaceae. The transcript is spliced from 4 exons. Gene Ontology annotation, molecular function: electron transfer activity; heme binding. Bases 1 to 969 code for a protein of 322 amino acids. Gene Ontology annotation, biological process: mitochondrial electron transport, ubiquinol to cytochrome c. The record is from RefSeq and is a predicted model, not a curated record.
AUGUUGGCCACGUCGGCCGUCCGCGGUGCCCCAUUGAGGGUGGCUGCCCGAACCAUUGUCCGAAAGACCACAACUCGUGCUGCAUCUUCGAGCGCCUCCGAAGCCUCCUCCUCUCCCUUCUACCUUACACUGGGCGCUUCUGCUGCGACGGCAGCUACAGCAGGCUCCAUCGCCUGGUACUAUCAUCUGUUCGGUCAAGAUGUCUAUGCCAUGACACCCGCAGAAGAGGGGUUACACCCGACCCAGUACCCGUGGGAGCACGUAAAAUGGACAAAAACAUUCGACCACGCCGCUCUCCGAAGAGGGUUCCAAGUUUACCGUGAAGUCUGCGCCGCCUGUCACUCUCUGAAGCGAAUCCCAUACCGGUCACUGGUCGGCACGAUAAUGACCGUCGACGAAGCCAAGGCUAUGGCCGAAGAAAACGAAUACGACACUGAGCCCAAUGAUGAGGGAGAGAUUGAGAAGCGACCCGGCAAGCUGUCUGACUACAUCCCGUCUCCGUACAAGAACGACGAAGCCGCCCGUGCCGCCAACAAUGGGGCCCUUCCUCCGGAUCUAUCUCUUAUGGUUAAGGCCCGUCACGGCGGCUGCAACUAUAUCUUCAGCUUGCUGACCGGCUACCCGGAGGAACCUCCCGCCGGUGCGAGUGUCCAGUCUGGCCUGAACUUCAACCCGUAUUUCCCCGGUACCGGCAUAGCGAUGGCUCGUGUUCUUUACGACGGAUUGGUUGAAUACGAAGACGGCACGCCCGCCACCAGCUCGCAAAUGGCCAAAGACGUGGUUGAGUUCCUGAACUGGACUGCGGAACCGGAGAUGGACGAGCGCAAGAAGAUGGGCUUCAAGGUCCUGAUCAUCGGCACUGCCCUGUUAGCCCUGAGUGGUUGGAUCAAGCGGUACAAGUGGGCACCCAUCAAGACGAGGAAGAUUGUCUACAAUCCUCCUGGACAGAAACCCGGGUUUAGAAUGUAA